GAGCUCUUUCGACUGGGAUCGGCCCGCGCCCGCGCAGCCGACGAGCAGAUCCGGGACAUGUCUCUACUCGAUGGCCUCUGGAAGAAGAGCCUGGCAUCCACAGCCGCAGCAUCCAACAAGCAGUUGUCCGACUUCGUGCAGACGCAGCCACGCUCUUGGCCAAUCUGCAUUUGGUGCCGGAGUGCAACUACUGGAAGGGCCUUCUGGAGGUCCAGCUCGGAGCCUUCAGCGGGACUGGGCUCUCUACAGCCAUUACAAGCGCUGCCAGGUACCGCCUGGCGGAUGCCGGUUUUCAGGAGAUCAACGAGACGACUGUCAGUGAGUGCCACUUCAGCAUAGCGGGUGGGCAAGGGCCGGUGAUGGCCGGCAAGGAUGGGAGGAAGCGCUAUGACAGGGACCCGGUUUACCGAGCGCUCUUCGAGCGUAUCGGUCGGCUCUUCGCCGAGCAGCUUCGCUUGGAUCUAGUGGCCAUGCAGCGAGGUCAGCGGCUCAGCCUCUGUGCAAAAUGGUGUCCGCUGCUCUACCAUUCCUUCGAUCGCCGGACCCUGAUUUGUGAAAGCAUCGCCCGCUGGCUCUUUCCUGCAAACUUGCCGCAGUUUGCGGGCUGCACUGAGCGGCAGUAUGCCUAUAGGGCCCGAGACGAUCUGCGGAAGCAGCUCUCUCAGCUGGGUGAGUACAUGAAGCUGCCGGAGCGGCUGAUGUGCCAACAGCGCUGGGCAGAGAUCUGCUACAAGGAGCUGCCCGCGUUUUGCCUCACAAAGCAUGCCAAGAGCUUUGAGAAGCACGACGCUGCCCGCUUCCGCGAGUUCAUGGACAAGGUCAAGUGUUGCAAAGUUCGGGUGAACACUGGUGCUCUGCAGCCACAUGAGAUCCUGAAGCGAGCGUCAGGCCUCGGUACGGAGUCUGAGAAGGCUUUAGCACAGGGACAGUGGCUCGCCAUGGUGGAGCGCAUCCGUAAAGCUGGUGAGCUACACGACUGUAUUGCUGUUUGCGACGUAUCCGGCUCCAUGUCUUGCGAAGCUGCUCCUGGCGUGAGCUGCAUGGAUGUGGCCAUUGCUAUGUCCCUGUUGGUUGCGGAGCUUGCUUCCGGAUCCCUGGCCCGUCAGAUCAUUACUUUCCAUGAACAGCCAUCCAUGGUGACAUUGCCGGACACAUCGGACCUCGCCAAGCUGGCAAAGUUUGUGAGGCGGUUGAAGUGGGGUGGGAGGACCAACUUCCACAAAGUCUUCGAGCUGCUGUUGCACAAAGAGGCAUUGCCCAGGAAGAUCCUCGUGUUCUCUGACAUGCAAUUUCGGCAUGCCGGCGGCAACACCACUGUCUUGCAGCAGAUCCAGGCGAAUUAUGCCAGCGCAGGCCGGACUAUGCCCGAGCUGGUUUUCUGGAAUCUGAGGGCAGCUUCUGGUGCGCCGGCAUUAGCCACGAAUGCAGGCGUCGUGCUGAUAUCUGGCUUCUCGUCCCGCAUGCUGAAGAUCGUCAUGGAGUCUGGGCGUGACCCGCUGGCAGCCCUUCUCCAGGCACUGAAGAACCCACUCUGUGCCAAGGUGCGGGUCAUCCAGGACGCUGCUGAGGCGAAGGCGCUUAUGGCUGGCCCAGAGCAAACAGCGCACCCCUUUGUUGUCGAAGAGGCCUCAGAUGUUCAGCCAGGACAGGCUGUGGAGAAGCAUGCGCCUGUUUCGCCCAAGAAGCAGCGGAGUGCCCGGAGGGUUGUUACAGCUCAGCUGGCGGAGCUGCCGUGCCGCGCUGCUGAGGCGGCACUUAUUGGCAAGGAGGGCCGAAGGAUCCAGCAGCUGAGGCAGGCGCUGCAUGACCGCCUUUGUCAACAGCUGGUUGCCGGCCUCUUCCGCUUCUGGCUCGACGUGCGUGGCUACAGCUUGCUAGCAGUGGAGGCAGCGGAGACUAACUUUGGGGAGCAACAGCUUCACGAUGCUCUUUCUCAGCUGAAGUCUCACGUUCCACGCAGUGUGUUCUUCAACAAGGAUGAUCGUAGAGAAGCGGCACGCCGAGGUGCCAAGUUCGCAGUGGCCAAGAGGGCGCAAGUCCUGGAGGUGGCGCGGGCGCAGAAGCAGCGAGCGCUAUUCAAGUUCCGGAGGGCCAUCCAAGAGAGGGCCGCCCAAGCGAAUGCGAGGUCCAAAGCAAACAUGGCGUCGAUGAAGAAGCAGAUGACCAGGACCCACAAGUUCUUUGCCGACAGCUGCUUUGACUUCUAG
Messenger RNA from Symbiodinium pilosum, 2207 nucleotides. The record is from the annotation of a GenBank genome assembly. Lineage: Eukaryota; Dinophyceae; Suessiales; Symbiodiniaceae.